AUGCGAGUGUCGCGACUGUUUCUGAAUCAACCCGACACAAAUUUAGAAGAUCAAGUAUUAGAAAAAGAACUAAUGCAUCAACUCAAAAAUACCGAGUUUUUGGACAGUUCCUUGCACAUAUUUAUUGAUUUUUGCAACAAGAAGGAAUACCAAAAUUAUUUGAAACCUAACGUGCCGCUAUCGGCAUUGGAACGUCGAUCAGAGUUGGAAGUUCGCGCUCAGAAAAAUGGCGAUGUCCGGUUUUUUCCGACUGUAGAAGUGAUUCAGCCGCCGCCUACUGCAGACCUGGUGGUUGCUUUGGCAGACUUUCUACACAAUGUCAGCACCUUUAAAGGCUGCCCCGUAGAACUGUGGAACGAGCAAGGGAUUUACAGAAUACUGUUCAGAUGUGCGUCUUGGAGUCGCGGAAAUCCGGAGAGCGAUCGCGUCCGCACCGCAACGUGCCGUGCACUCGUCGCCGCCGCGUCGCACAAGUGUGUGCGCGCUUCGCUCGCUGCUACUAAAGAUUGCCUCGUCAAUCUGUUGCUUACCUUUACCUCGACGGAAGAAGGUGACUGCGACGAACUAACGGCGCGUAUGCAGACAAUGUUGCUACUUGCUUCACUGCUGUCCGAGCGAGCGGCCAGCAAUACUGUUUGGAAUGAACUACGUGAAAGACAAUCAACGCCGUUCUUCCGGUUGUUGACAUUGUCCUUGCAGAGCGAUGACGAUGAGCUUAAAGACGCAGCAAUGCACUGUUUGACUCAGUUAACUAAAUCAGCAUUAAAUAAGAAACACGCGGAUAAAACAAGUGAUGAAACGUGUAAAGUCUUCUUAAACGAUCUUAAAUUCGACAACCAACAAGCUAGUGCUAGAUCUGGGGCGGGUGACACGGGAAGGGACGACGACUGUCAGCCGGAGUAUGUUUGCGAGGAGCUAUGUAAACUGUUAAUAUACCACUUUCAAGAUCUGUUCGAUAAGAAGAAGAGCCUAGCGAGUCAAGAUAACCUUUGGAUUCGAGUUUGUUCCUGUCUCUCAUCUUUACUAUCGGUCAGUUCGCGUAGUCGGUUAUAUGGCGUUCACCGCCAGUUCCCGCUUGUUUUGUUAGCGGCGUUGCAAACCGUGCGAGACCAACUCUCCUUACAAGGGAAACCGGUCGACGUCAUCAGGAAUGCCAAUCAUGAUCCAGCUCUGAAUACUUUGUACUGGUUGCUAACAAUAAUAAACUGCUCAAUGUUAGAGUGUAAGUCUGCUAAGGAGAGUUUUGCUGAUAACAUAACGGGCAGUGUCAACAGGUUGUGGCCUUGGUGCAUGAUGACAGAACAAUUAAGAAACACUAUCUUGCAUUUGUUAAUCGCCUUCACUAACGAUUGUCCUAAAGCGUGGGCGUGUAUGUGCGCGUGCGUGGGCGGUCGCAGUCUGCUCGCAGAGCUGUGCGCGCUGGCGUGUCGCAGCGGCGCGUCGCUGCUGCCCGCGUUGCGGAUAUUGCGCCAGUGCGUGCCGCAUCAUCAUUGCCGGGCUAUACUUCUUAAGAGCGAGGUGAUGUCGUGCAUGAACAAGGCGUGGUCGCGUGGCGGGCGUUACGUGCGGGGUGCGGAGGACGGGGGGGGGACGGAGUGGGUGCGGCUGUGCGCGGCACUGGCGCGGCACGCGGACGGCGGCGGCGUGCUGCUGGCGCUGCUGGCGGCGACACCGCGCCGCGGGCUCUCCGCGCGUCUGCUGCCCGCGCUGGCCAACGCCGCGCACCACCACCGCGCCGCCUUCCUGCAGUCUCCGGAGCUGUUGGAAAUCCUAUCAGCUACUCUGCUGACUGGCAACAUUUCGGAAGUGGUGUUGGCAGCUCGAGCCGUUUGGGCCUUGGCUGCUAACAGUCAUAGGGUAUUUAAACAUUUAAUUUUCCUAUUAAGCCUGCUUACUCGUUAA
Parnassius apollo (apollo) is the source of this 1902-nucleotide messenger RNA. Lineage: Eukaryota; Metazoa; Arthropoda; Insecta; Lepidoptera; Papilionidae. The record is from the annotation of a GenBank genome assembly.